Molecule: messenger RNA, 297 nt
Organism: Prunus armeniaca (apricot)
Lineage: Eukaryota; Viridiplantae; Streptophyta; Magnoliopsida; Rosales; Rosaceae
Source: the annotation of a GenBank genome assembly
AUGACCUUCAGCACCCAAAGAGCCUCUACAUCUUGUACUUCCGCUGAAUCGGCUCCUCCAUAUUGGAAGCAUGAUGUGUUUUUGAGUUUCAGGGGAAAGAACACUCUCAGGGGUUUUAUAUCUCAUUUAUACCACGAACUGCAGUACUGGCAAGCAAUAAAAACUUUCAAGGACGACCAAGACCUUGAAAUAGGAGCAAGUAUUUCUCUGGAGCUCUUGCCAUCAUUGUUCUCUCCCCAAAAUACGCUUCUUCCACCUGGUGCUUGGAUGAACUUUCAAAGAUUCUUGAAUGCAUGA